Messenger RNA from Cydia pomonella (codling moth), 2136 nucleotides. Its product is annotated as trypsin-7-like. Gene Ontology annotation, molecular function: serine-type endopeptidase activity. Gene Ontology annotation, biological process: proteolysis. The coding region runs from base 999 to 2093 and encodes 364 amino acids. The record is from RefSeq and is a predicted model, not a curated record. Lineage: Eukaryota; Metazoa; Arthropoda; Insecta; Lepidoptera; Tortricidae. The transcript has 11 exons.
UACUACUGUAGGUACCAUACUUUACCUACCCUAGUAUUUUAACAACGACAUGGUUUACCACCAUAAUAUUUUUCAAACAGCUUAGGUACUAUGACAGCUUUCAUCUCUAUACAAUUUAUAACCUUACAACGCAAAAUUGCAUCGAGAUAACAGCUGCCACUGUAACCAAACUAUGUGAAAAAUACUAUAAUUAUACAGUACCAGCUCCCGGGCCAUCAUGAUAAGUUUUCAAAGGAUACGCCAAGUGUAGCGAAGCGUGAACCCUGGACCGCGCGUAUAUAACGUCUGCCCACCACGAAUCCAUAGUUCUGUUAUCAGUUCACAUUCCUACAAACAUGAAGUGUGCGGUCGCCAUCGUCCUGGCCCUCUUCGGAGUGGUGACUGCUGUCCCCGUGGGUUCUCCUUCCCUGGGCUGGGGUCUCGGCCCCGUCCUGCUUCCCAGCGCCGUGUCCUACAGCUCAAGCGUCAUUAACCACGGCGUCUCCCUCCCUGUCGUGAAGCCCAUCAUUACCGCGCCCAUCAUAACCUCGCCCAUCAUCAGGACCCCCAUCAUCUCCGCGCCCGUCAUACGCUCCCCCAUCAUAGCGCCCCUCAGCCUGACUGGACUCGGACUCGGCGGUCACGGCUGGCACGGAUAAAUGACGACAUCUCUCAAUAUUGAAACGAUAUUGCUUUCUUGAGCCUGUUACUGUAUUGGCAAAUAUAAUCUUGUUUUUAUUGCUUUGUUUUAUUGAGCACAGUCAAGUUUGGAGCGUGGUGAGGAAGGUUAGUGUAAUUUUUAAAUUGAUUAUUCCGAUUUAGUCGUGAAAAUUAGGUGUAGGGUUAGAGCCGGCGUAACUUUAUUCGACGUUCAUAAGUGCAUUGUAAUAUGCCUACCUACUUGAAAAAUAAGCUAUCUUUAUCUUUAAUCAUUCCCAUCUAUCCCCGUCUCAUGAAUGGCGGCGGUCUUGUGGGGCUAAGACAGAUGGCAAUACACCGUUUUUAUUCGAAGGUACAAAAUGGCAGUUCAAAUCAAGAUGGCGCUGAUGUUCUUGCUGGCGGGGCGUGCGCUCUGCGGACACGACGAAGACAAUAUGGACGACGAUGACUUGGAUCCCCAAGAGUUGUCGCGUCGUGCAUGGCAAUACGAGGGUAUUCCCGUUGAGAUGAUGGCGAGAAGAAGCGAGACGAAGGAAACGGAACACUCCAACUCGCCACCAGCAACGAGAACGGCAGCUCCCGAGUUAUCAACUACCACUACAAGCACAACCGAAAUGGCAACGACAACCACCACCACAACAACCACAGAAGGCCCCAUACUCCCCCCGCUACACCCGCGCUACCGACGCAUCUACAACUCUGAUGAGACGGCCAGGAUAGAGGAGCACCCAUACCUGGCCGCUGUUUUAAUGAACAACCAAUUGUGGUGUGGUGGAGCGAUCAUCAGCUCUGAUCUCGUACUUACAGCGGCGCACUGUCUACAACUCCAAUACAACAACCGCUUCUUCCGAGAGUACGUCAAGAUGCUGACCGUCCGCAUCGGCUCCAGCAACGCCACGGCCGGCGGCGAGGUUCUACGGGUUGAGGAAAUCUUCUUCCAUCCCAACUACAAGCCACAAACUUUAGCCUUCAACUACGCUGUCGUCAGGUUACACAAGAACAUCACGUUCUCUACAAUGAACGUGUCCAAGAUUGAGUAUUCGAAGAGGAAGGAUGUGACCAUUGAUAAGACGAUUACGUUCUUGGGAUGGGGAUCGGUGCUGGGAAUGGGCGACAAGGGUGGAGCUGUGCUGCUCCAAAAAGUAGAUCUUCCCAUCUACGACAAGGCAGAUUGUAUCGACGUUUACGGAAAGGAAUUGGUCUCGGUUAGCACCUUCUGCGCUGGCUUUAUCAGCAAGAUCAAGAAUGUUUGUAACCACGACGCCGGUGGCCCGGCGAUCAUGGACGGCGAGCUGAUCGGCAUCCUGUCGUUCUCGGCCAAGCGCUGCGACGAGGCCGAUAAGCCCGCGGUGUUCGCCAGCACGGGCGCCGCCGCGGACUGGCUGGAUAGCAUACCGACCAUUCGGCGAAAAAGUGACGAGCUCGUGCACGGCUGGAUGAACGACAUGCAAUGAAACAAUAAUAAACGUAAAUCAAUAUAUUUGCUCUAAUACUGUA